AUGCCAUAUGCAUUACAAGAAAAAGUAGAGAAGGAACUUGAAAGACUGGAGACUUUGGGUAUAAUCACACGUUUUGAAUCAUCCGAUUGGGGCACACCCAUUGUGCCGGUUGUCAAACCCAAUGGUUCAGUCAGAAUAUGUGCUGACUACAAGGUGACUUUGAACAAAGUUAUUAAAGACGAACAUUACCCUAUACCUCGGAUUGAUGAUAUCAUGUCAAAGAUGCAUUGUGGAAAGAUAUUUUGUACUCUUGAUAUCAGUAAUGCAUACUUGCACAUGGAGAUGGACGAAGACAGUGCCAUCAUGCAAACAAUCAGUACUCACAAAGGGCUGUUUAAAGUGAACAGAUUAAUGUUUGGAGUAAAAGUGGCACCCUUGUUAUGGCAAAGAUUCAUGGACAAAACAUUACAUAACUUAGAAGGCGUACAAUGUUUCUUUGAAGACGUAAUUGUCCAAGGAUUUAACAGGGAACAGCUUCUUCGCCGACUGGAACAGGUGUUUGAACGAUUGAAGUUGAAUGAUUUGAGGUUAAAUAGAGAGAAGUGUAAGUUUUUCCAGAACAAAAUUGAGUACUUAGGUCAUGUGAUCGAUAGCAAAGGACUACACAAGUCAGAUGCUAAAAUACAGAGCAUUUUAAAAUGUAAAAGACCAGAGAACGUAACUGAACUCCGAACCUUCCUAGGCCUUGCGAAUUAUUACAACAAAUUCAUAAAGAAUUUGGCUACACUGCUACAUCCUUUGAAUCGGCUGCUACGAAAAGGAAACACUUUUACAUGGAGCUCUGCUUGUGAACAGAGUUUUCUGAAGAUUAAAGAAAUUAUUACAAGUGAUGACGUGUUGGUACACUUUGAUCCUAGCUUGCCACUGGUCUUAGCUACUGAUGCUUCGCCGGUAGGUGUAGGAGCCGUUCUUUCGCACCGCUAUAGGGAUGGAACAGACAGGCCAAUUGCCUUCGCCUCUCGAUCUUUAUCAAAACCAGAACAAGAAUACUCUCAAAUCGAUAAGGAAGCCUUGGGAAUAUAUUGGGGCCUGAAAAAGUUUUUCCCGUUUUGUUAUGGCCGCAAAUUUACUUUGGUCACUGAUCACAAACCGCUGGUGUCAAUUCUUAAUCCAGCAAAGACCUUACCAACAAUCUCGGCAACACGGAUAUUCAACUAUGCUCACUUUCUCUCCGGGUUCGACUAUGACAUAGAGUACAGGCAAACUGCUCAUCAUUGCAAUGCAGAUUAUCUCUCUCGAUUCCCUAUCGAAGUUGUACAAGAACAUUCUGUAGAUGACCUCUCGAAGUACCACAUAAAUCAACUGGAAACACUCAAUAUCAACAGUACCGUGGUGGCUAAGGAAACUCUCAACGAUGCUGUUUUGGGUCCAGUCCUACAGGCCUUGAAAUCGGGACAAUCUGUUGAACAAUACGGAUUUCACGAUAACGAGCUGUCCAUUCAAGAUGAUUGUGUACUGAAAGGCUGGAGAGUCAUGAUACCUCAAUCUCUCAGACCUCAUGUGCUUCGAGAACUACACGUAGCUCAUUUAGGAGGAAUAAAAAUGAAGGCUUUAGCUCGCAGUUUUUGCUGGUGGAAAAGUAUAGACAAGGAUAUUGAAGAUAUGGUAACUGAAUGUCGACAAUGCAUUGAAAAAUGCAACAACCCGAGGAAAACUACCCAUCCAUGGGAACAACCUUCUAAUCCAUGGGAGAGGGUGCACAUUGAUUUCUUAGGACCAACAGAUGGCCAACAGUACCUGAUAUUAGUGGAUGCCUUUAGUAAGUGGGUGGAUGUGAUACAGACGAAAACAACUACAAGUACAUGGACAGUCCAAGAAUUACGGAAAAUCUUCUCAACUUUUGGGUUUCCUCACAUCCUAGUUUCCGAUAAUGGAAGACAGUUUGUUUCUCAAGAGUUCAAAAACUUCAUGAAUGAAUGUGGGAUUAUUCACAGAACAACGGCACCAUACUAUCCAAACUCAAAUGGCCAGGCUGAAAGGUACGUGCAGACUGUCAAGAAGGCGUUAAAAUCCAUGGAGGGAGAAAAGGGUACACUGCAAAAUAAAAUCCAAAGACUUCUAAUGCAACUCAGGCAAUCCCCGAAUUCAACAGGUACAUCAGCAUAUCACCUAAUGUUUGGAAGGAGUGUACGAACAAACCUAGCAAUAAUUGUUCCAACAUUAGAACUGAACAAAUAUCAGAAGAAGGGAGUCCAAGUCGGUAUAAAAAGGAAUUUCAAAGUUGGAGAUAAAGUGCAAGCGCGGGAAUAUGUAAAUGGUUCGUCCAAGUGGUUUUCGGGCUAUAUAACUCAAAAGCAAGGACAUGUAAUGUACGUAGUUCAGCUGGAAGAUGGACGAAUAAUAAGAAGACAUGUUGACCAGCUGAUUCUUCGUAAAGUGCCGCAGCACAGUAAAUAA
This is a messenger RNA of Macrosteles quadrilineatus (aster leafhopper), 2397 nucleotides long. RefSeq lists its product as uncharacterized. The transcript has a single exon. NCBI's taxonomy places the organism in Eukaryota, Metazoa, Arthropoda, Insecta, Hemiptera, Cicadellidae. Bases 1 to 2397 code for a protein of 798 amino acids. The record is from RefSeq and is a predicted model, not a curated record. Gene Ontology annotation, biological process: DNA integration. Gene Ontology annotation, molecular function: nucleic acid binding.